Purpureocillium takamizusanense is the source of this 1257-nucleotide messenger RNA. RefSeq lists its product as uncharacterized. The record is from RefSeq and is a predicted model, not a curated record. Gene Ontology annotation, molecular function: RNA polymerase II cis-regulatory region sequence-specific DNA binding; DNA-binding transcription factor activity, RNA polymerase II-specific. Gene Ontology annotation, cellular component: transcription regulator complex; PcG protein complex. NCBI's taxonomy places the organism in Eukaryota, Fungi, Ascomycota, Sordariomycetes, Hypocreales, Ophiocordycipitaceae. Gene Ontology annotation, biological process: regulation of transcription by RNA polymerase II. Bases 1 to 1257 code for a protein of 418 amino acids. The transcript is spliced from 4 exons.
AUGGAACUUCUCGAACUCGUCGAGUACGAACCUACGACUCGCCCUUUUCAGUGCGACUGGGAAACAUGCAACAAGAGCUUCAACCGCAAGUCAGACCUUCAAAGGCACUAUAGGAUACACACGAAUGAGCGUCCUUACAUGUGCUCUACCCCUGGUUGUGGAAAGAGCUUCAUCCAGAGGAGUGCUCUUACAGUCCACAUCCGAACACACACUGGCGAGAAACCUCACCAGUGCCAGCACAUUGGUUGUGGGAAGAGGUUUUCUGAUUCUUCUAGUUUGGCUCGCCAUCGACGCAUUCACACCGGAAAGCGCCCUUACAAGUGCGCCCACGAUGGUUGCCUGAAGAGCUUCUGCCGAAAGACGACCAUGGUCAAGCACCAGCGGCGGUCUCACCAGCGCGGGCUACAUCCGAAUGACUUGUUGGACGACUGCACCUCGGAAUCAGACGGAUGCGAGUCGCCUCCCACUCCUACACAGUCCUCUGUGUCCUGGCCAGGUCACGGCCCGUUGGCCUCGCACUCGUCCUUGGCCCAAGCCCACGCCAUGCAACGCGCUGCCUCGUUCGCCGACUUUGGCCACCACAUGAACUACAACAUGGCCCAGCAGUUACCCCAUCGCCACAGCGUCGCCGCCGAAGCGCAAGAGUACCACUCGGCCUCGCCCCAUGGCCAGCAACAGGGCCUACAGAUGGUACAGCGCACGGCCAGCAUGCCUCAGCACUAUUACGUUAUUGAGCAAAGCAACCCUGGCAUUGCUACCAUGAACACCACAAACGUCCAACAAGCAUACAUCCCUCGGCAACACGUCGAGCGGGCCAAUAUCGAGAUUCCCUACUCGGGGGGCAGCGUCACGUCCUUGAGCAGCAGCCCAGGCAGCUUUUCGCCAGUCUCGGGCAGCAGCCCGACAAUCCCUGAAACCAUGUACACGCACCAACCUCCGCAGGCACCGGCGUAUGCCAUGCAAGCAGCUUCACCCGUCCAGCAGCAAUCCUCAAUGGUCCAGUACUCUCAGCAGAUGCCAGCGAACAUGCCCAACCAACCGGCGCAGCAACCGGCGCAAAAUGCGCCUGAGCAGUACCACCAACCCUCACAGCCCGUAGCCGAGGCCUGGUACCAGUACCAGGCCCCGGUAGAGGUCGCGACCAUCGGCCAGCUCCCGCCAUUUGGUUCAGGUGUGUACGACCUGUACGGCGGACCGAAGAUCGAAUUCGAGGACCCAACGAUGCAACUUCCCAGCACUCGCAUCGAGACAAUGUGA